GAGAGAGAGAGAGAGAGAGAGAGAGAGAGAGAGAGAGAUUGGUAAAGAUCAGUUGAGUCUCGUCACGGAGAUCUUCAGUCAAUGACAGCGCUCACAUUCUCCUCUUGAAGAUGCUUGUGCUGGUCUGUGUGUGCGCGCUGCUGAUCGCCGGGGCUUCUGCCCGCAACGACAACGGCAAUUUUUUGGACGACAAAUGGUUGACCGGGAGAUGGGACAAAUUCAGAGAUGAGGUGGAGGAACCAGGAACAUGGAGCCCAGCAAAACCAUUCGAUCAAGCUCUGGACCCUGCCAAAGAUCCAUGCCUCAAGAUAAAAUGUGGCCGCCAUAAAGUGUGUGUGGCAGAAGAUUACCAAACACCCACCUGUGUUAGUCAACGCAGGAUGAGUUUAAAGGACAUGAAUUUGAACUCACCACUGCUAAAGUGCAAAAGAUGUCCAGUUGUGCACCCUGCACCUGUUUGUGGAACAGAUGGGCACACUUACUCCACCAAGUGUAAACUAGAAUAUCAAGCUUGCAUCUCUGGGAAGCAGAUUUCUGUGAAGUGUCCAGGACAGUGUCCCUGCCUUUCAGGAAAUACAGCAGAGAAGAAAGAGUGUGGCAAUGCAGAGAUGAGUGAAGUGGUUAGCAGAUUACGAGAGUGGAUCACAGUUCUUCAUGAGAGUGGCAAUCCCAGCAAGAAAUAUAAGUUCCAGAAGCCAGAGAGAAAGAUGGACAUGAGUAAGGUGCCCCUCUGUAAGGACUCUCUGGGCUGGAUGUUCUCCAGACUGGACACAAACUUUGACCUUCAGCUCGACCAAUCAGAGUUGUCCAGCUUAAACUCAGAAAAGAGUGAUGUGUGCACUAAAGCCUUCCUCAGGUCAUGUGACCCAGACAGAGACAGUCUUGUUUCCAGCCAGGAGUGGUGUUCUUGCUUUCAGAGAUAUCAAGAAACUCCCUGCCAAUCAGAGAUCACCAUCAUCCACAAACAACAAGCUGGGAAGAAAUUACUUGGUCCAUACAUCCCCUCCUGUGAUGAGAAUGGCUUCUAUAAGCCUCACCAGUGUCAUGGUAGCAGUGGUCAGUGCUGGUGUGUCGACCGCUAUGGAAACGAGGUUGCGGGGUCUCAUACCCACGGGCCUGCUGACUGUGCCGGGGAGUCUUCCGGAGAUUUUGGCAGUGGCGACGCACUGCUCUCAGAUGAUGAGGAUGGAGAUGUUGUAAAUGAUGAAGAGGAGAUGGGAGAUGAUGAUGAUGAAUAUGAACAAGUUGAUGAUGAGUAUGGGUACCUGUCAUAAUCAUUUUUUUUUUGUUUUGUUUUUUGUUUUUUUAUUAUAUAAAACAUAAUAUAAAAAAAGGAGCCAAAUAAAAAAAAAAACAAAUUUUCAUUUGGUCUUAAAGCACGUUUCUAGGUGACCUUGGCAGAGUGCAGUACUAACAUUACUAAAGGGUCCAUCUACCCCUUGUGCUGUAUAACAUUUGUACAAAAAAUAAUAAUAAUACUCAAUAACCACGUUUCAUUUUUGAUAUAUUUGUUAUAUUCAUCCAAAGCGAAUAAGUGUAUUGACAGACCUAGAAGUUCAGGAAUUCAUAAGCGGGUUUGAUGAGAAAUUAAUGAGGGUUAAUUUAAGAAAUUAAUGAGGUUGUAAUGAGAUAUUAAUGAGGGUUAAAUGUUUGCACUUAUAAACAUGCACACAAAUACACAUACAAAAUACAUGCAUACACACACCUGAAGGCAUGAUCCAUGAGCAACUUGCUCCGUAACUCUUUACACCUGCUGUGAUUUUAGUCAUGCCAUGAGGUCUUAAUGUUGAUUUUAACACAUUUUGUCUCAUAACAGUUCGCCACAAUCACAUGCCUACUCUUAUUUAUCAUAAUUUUUUUUCAUUAGAAGAAUGAAUAUUUAAAACUACUGAUGAAUUAUCAAUAUGUAUUAACAGUUGACAUUUAAAGGUCAACAUUCUAGAGCAAAUUGUUUGAUGUGGCCUGGAUUGACCACACUUCAGACACACAAUAAAAUAGAUGUGACUGCAGUUGAUGUUACGAGAGGACAGUCAUGCUAUUUACAGAGGCUUAUACACACACACACACACACACACACACACACUUAUCUUGUGAAUAGUUUGGCAGUCCUUGGGCAUGAGGUGCCUUUGACGCAACACAGAGGAACGGGUGGAAAAGAGGUCUGGGGAAAAGAGAGAAGGAGAUAUUUAGAGUUAGAAUGUAGAACUUGACUGCCAUAUGAAUAAAAAAAUGAGAGGUUUUUAUGUCACGUUCUGUUGUUUUUGUCUAUAGGAGAAAGUGAACAUGAUUAGUUAGUUUGCAUAUGUUACUGUAGACAACAAAUCAUAUGAUAGAUGCUGCUGUCACUAAUUCUCCUCGUCCCUCUCAGUGCUUUUGCAUUUUCUGUCAGAUUUGUUUUCAUAAUGUGCAUAUGAAAAUAUUAAUUUCCUUCUAUGGACAUUGUGGUGUUUCCUGAAAAAAAAAAAAACAUAUUUGGUUCAAUGAGUUUAUGAUAAUCAUUUACAGGUAAAAGGAACUACUGUACCUUUAUCAGUAUUGUCCAGCUGUUGUCAUAGAGAUAACACUUUUUGGUUUGUUUGUUUGUUUGUUUGUUUGUUUGUUUGUUUUUUACAGUAUACAUAUAAUUUGCUCAAAUAAAGUUACACAGACCAAAACA
This is a messenger RNA of Pimephales promelas (fathead minnow), 2656 nucleotides long. NCBI's taxonomy places the organism in Eukaryota, Metazoa, Chordata, Actinopteri, Cypriniformes, Leuciscidae. The record is from RefSeq and is a predicted model, not a curated record.